AGCUGAAAAGUGACUCUUAGUACUCUCAUUCUUUUCCAAUUCUUGGAGCUCAAUUCAUCAUGGCAAAGAAGACCGCGAUUGGUAUCGAUCUUGGAACCACCUACAGUUGCGUCGGUGUGUGGAAGAACGAUGGAGUGGAGAUCAUUGCCAACGACCAGGGCAACCGAACCACUCCAUCUUAUGUGGCUUUUACAGACACAGAGCGACUUAUCGGCGAUGCCGCCAAGAAUCAGGUGGCACGCAAUCCUGAGAACACCGUCUUUGAUGCGAAGCGUUUGAUUGGCCGCAAGUUUGCGGACCCCAUCGUGCAGGCCGACAUCAAGCUGUGGCCUUUCAAGUGCGUAGCUGGCCAGGGUGACAAACCCAUGAUCAUCGUCAACGCUCAAGGGGAGGAGAAGAAGUUCCACCCUGAAGAGAUCUCUUCCAUGAUUUUGUUGAAGAUGAAGGAGACCGCUGAGGCCUACUUGGGUACCAAGGUGAAUGACGCGGUUGUCACCGUGCCCGCUUAUUUCAACGAUUCGCAGCGUCAGGCCACCAAGGAUGCAGGCACCAUUUCAGGCAUGAACGUGCUGCGCAUCAUCAACGAGCCUACCGCUGCUGCCAUCGCCUAUGGCCUUGACAAGAAAGGCACAGGAGAGCGAAACGUCUUGAUCUACGACAUGGGUGGAGGCACUUUCGAUGUGUCUUUGUUGACCAUUGAAGAUGGAAUCUUUGAGGUGAAGGCCACUGCCGGUGACACCCACUUGGGCGGUGAAGACUUCGACAACCGAGUUGUGGAUUUCUGCAUGCAGGAUUUCAAGCGUAAGAAUCGCGGCAAGGACAUGACUGGCAACCAGCGUGCCAUCCGACGCUUGCGCACUCAGUGCGAGCGCGCCAAGCGCACUUUGUCUUCUUCCACACAGGCCACCAUUGAAAUCGAUUCCUUGUUCGAGGGCAUUGAUUACUCCUGCAGCUUGUCCAGGGCACGAUUUGAGGAGCUGUGCAUGGACUACUUCCGUAACUCUAUGGGACCUGUGGAGAAAUGCUUGAAGGACUCUGGCAUCGACAAGAAGAGUGUCCAUGAUGUGGUUCUGGUGGGUGGUUCCACCCGUAUUCCCAAGGUGCAGUCCAUGAUCCAGGAGUUCUUCAACGGCAAAGAGCCCAACAAGUCCAUCAACCCAGAUGAGGCCGUGGCUUAUGGUGCCGCUGUGCAGGCUGCAAUUCUCACUGGUGAGGGCUCCUCUGCAGUCCAGGAUUUGUUGCUGUUGGAUGUGACUCCGCUGUCCAUGGGCCUGGAGACUGCUGGUGGCGUGAUGACCAAGUUGAUCGAGCGCAACACCACCAUCCCAACCAAGAAGGCACAGACGUUCACUACCUAUGCGGACAACCAGCCUGGUGUCUUGAUCCAGGUCUUUGAGGGAGAGCGUGCCAUGACCAAGGACAACAACUUGCUUGGCAAGUUCCACUUGGAUGGCAUUCCCCCAGCCCCUCGUGGUGUGCCGCAGAUCGAGGUCACCUAUGACAUUGAUGCCAAUGGCAUCUUGAAUGUCAGUGCCUCUGACAAGUCCACUGGAAAGUCGAACCAGAUUACCAUCACCAACGAAAAAGGUCGACUGUCGCAGUCAGAAAUUGACCGCAUGGUGCAGGAGGCUGAGAAGUUCCGUGCUGAGGACGAGCAGAACAAGCAGAAGAUCGAGGCGAAGAACGGCUUGGAGAACUACUGCUUCACCAUGCGCAACACCCUCAACGAGGAGAAGCUGAAGGACAAGUUUGAGUCUGGUGACAAGGAGAAGAUCGAAUCCGCAGUGCAGGAGACACUGGACUGGUUGGACAAGAAUCAGCUCGCAGAGAAGGAUGAGUUUGAGGCCAAGCAGAAGGAGCUUGAGGGCAUCGUGAACCCCAUCAUGAUGAAGGUGUACCAGGCCGCAGGGGGCGGCGGCAUGCCAGAAGGUGGCAUGCCUGGUGGUGGCAUGGGUGGUGCUCCGGGCGGUGGCGCUGGCCCAACCGUUGAGGAGGUUGACUAAGCAGGUCUGCGCCCCUCACUGCUUAUGGCCGGAAUCUUGGUCACUCUGUCAUGGAGACAUGUACAGCUCACGGCGUUAGUGCCUCUUCAGAGUGAUUUUGGAAUUCGACCCUUUUGGGGCUCAGCCCAGUACAAACCUAUGCUUUGAGCAAAAAAAAGGACGCGGUGCACGCAGUGCCGUCGCUCAUGGGGCAGACUGAGAUGACCCCUGGGGUGAACAUGAACCACGAAAU
Molecule: messenger RNA, 2235 nt
Organism: Cladocopium goreaui
Lineage: Eukaryota; Dinophyceae; Suessiales; Symbiodiniaceae
Source: the annotation of a GenBank genome assembly